This is a messenger RNA of Pteronotus mesoamericanus, 1278 nucleotides long. RefSeq names its product hypocretin receptor 1 (gene HCRTR1). Gene Ontology annotation, biological process: G protein-coupled receptor signaling pathway; feeding behavior. Gene Ontology annotation, cellular component: membrane. NCBI's taxonomy places the organism in Eukaryota, Metazoa, Chordata, Mammalia, Chiroptera, Mormoopidae. The transcript is spliced from 7 exons. The record is from RefSeq and is a predicted model, not a curated record. Bases 1 to 1278 code for a protein of 425 amino acids. Gene Ontology annotation, molecular function: orexin receptor activity.
AUGGAGCCCUUGGCCACUGCAGGGACCCAGGCGGGGGUCCCCCAUGGCAGCGGGGACCCGUCCCCGGUGCCUCCCGACUACGAAGACGAGUUUCUCCGCUAUUUGUGGCGCGAUUAUCUGUAUCCGAAGCAAUACGAGUGGGUCCUCAUCGCAGCCUACGUGGCUGUGUUCCUCGUGGCUUUGGUGGGCAACACGCUGGUCUGUCUGGCCGUGUGGAGGAACCACCACAUGAGGACCGUCACCAACUACUUCAUCGUCAACCUGUCUCUGGCAGACGUGCUGGUGACAGCCAUCUGCCUGCCAGCCAGCCUGCUGGUGGACAUCACCGAGUCCUGGCUCUUUGGCCAUGCCCUCUGCAAGGUCAUCCCCUAUCUACAGGCCGUGUCUGUGUCAGUGGCGGUGCUAACUCUCAGCUUCAUCGCCCUGGACCGCUGGUAUGCCAUCUGCCACCCACUGCUGUUCAAGAGCACCGCCCGGCGUGCCCGUGGCUCCAUCCUGGGGAUCUGGGCUGUGUCGCUGGCUGUCAUGGUGCCCCAGGCUGCUGUCAUGGAAUGCAGCAGCGUGCUGCCUGAGCUGGCCAACCGCACCCGGCUCUUCUCUGUCUGCGACGAACACUGGGCAGAUGACCUCUAUCCCAAGAUUUACCACAGUUGCUUCUUCAUUGUCACCUACCUGGCCCCGCUGGGUCUCAUGGCCAUGGCAUAUUUCCAGAUCUUCCGCAAGCUCUGGGGUCGCCAGAUCCCCGGCACCACGUCGGCCCUGGUGAGGAACUGGAAGCGGCCCUCAGACCAGCCAGAGGAGCAGGGGCAAGGCCCGGGUGCAGAGCCCCCGCCUCGGGCCCGCGCCUUCCUGGCUGAGGUGAAGCAGAUGCGCGCUCGGAGGAAGACAGCCAAGAUGCUGAUGGUGGUGCUGCUGGUCUUUGCCCUCUGCUACCUGCCCAUCAGUGUCCUCAACGUUCUUAAGAGAGUGUUCGGGAUGUUCCAUCAAGCCAGCGACAGAGAAGCCGUCUAUGCCUGCUUCACCUUCUCCCACUGGCUGGUGUAUGCCAACAGCGCUGCCAACCCCAUCAUCUACAACUUCCUCAGUGGCAAGUUCCGGGAGCAGUUUAAAGCCGCCUUCUCCUGCUGCCUGCCUGGCCUGGGUCCCUGCGGCUCUCUGAAGGCCCCCAGCCCCCGCUCCUCUGCCAGGCACAAGUCCUUGUCCUUGCAGAGCCGGUGUUCCAUCUCCAAGGUCUCAGAGCACGUGGUGCUGACCAGCGUCACCACAGUGCUUCCCUGA